This is a messenger RNA of Ascochyta rabiei, 1392 nucleotides long. RefSeq lists its product as uncharacterized. The transcript is spliced from 3 exons. Lineage: Eukaryota; Fungi; Ascomycota; Dothideomycetes; Pleosporales; Didymellaceae. The record is from RefSeq and is a predicted model, not a curated record. The coding region runs from base 1 to 1392 and encodes 463 amino acids.
AUGCAUGUCGAUGCCAAAGAUGCUCUCGGGUCCUCGAUACUUGCCAUUGUCGUUACGCUGGUCUCGGUCGCGCUGUUAAGCUUCUCGCUCAGACUCUACACUCGUGGAAGACUCCUACGCAACCUCGAUACUGAUGACUGGCUUCUCCUUGUCGCAGCACUGUGCACGAUAGGAGUUCUGGUAAUUACAAUCUUACUGAGGACAAAGCUAGAGAAGCAAGUGUGGCCUACCACAACCGACAACGAUCAUACGACUUCGCUAUUGGUAUGGGUAUUUGCCCUUUUCCAUAUUGUAGGCCUCGGUUUCGUCAAGCUCUCGGUGGCUCUUACUGUGCUAAAGUUUGCUCCCCGCAACUGGCACCGACACGUUAGCCUGGGGUUUAUCUGCUUGACGACCAUUCUCACAGUGCUCUGGUUAGGGUCCACGUUACUUUUUGGUGGCCCUAUCACUGUCGACUGGAGCUCCACUAGUAAACCCGAAGCUAUCUGGAGGCUUGCUAGCUUCACCAACAGCGUACUGGACGUGGUGACAGGGUUCCUUGUUGCUUUGCUCCCUAUCCCUGUACUCUGGGCCCUACGUCCUGGUCUAUUAGCAACUCUGGCUCUACUUACGAUUUACAUAUGCACCGCUGUGGUUAUAGCUGCAGCGAUCGUACGGAUGUAUUUGCUCCACACACUCUUGCAGAACAAAGAUGUGGCACACCCAAUUCGAAUGGACAUGCUCUGGUCAUCUAUAGAACUUGCUUCAGCCAUGUCGGCGGCUUGCUUGUUCACAUUACAGCCCCUAGCUUCGUCGAUCAAGCUUUGUUUUUCCAACCGACGCAGUAAACAUCUUCCAGCAUCCCAAGCCGCACCACGAUAUCCAUAUCCCUCCCAGACGUACGCCUCGACUGACACCGUCAUACAUCGCCCCGACGCCCCACAUCUACUCAGCCUGCGCUUUCACGACGCCGAGUCCAAUCUUGAUUUCGACAUUGAAACACCCAAUACUCGCACUCGAACGCAAACACUGCGCUCCCGGGCGACCCACAGCCGCAACGUAUCGGACUGGUCUCAAUUCUCAGGCUUCACAUACUACACUACUACAGCCAACUCGUUGCACGACGCAUCGCCACGCAGGUCACGAGUGGUGAGUAUGAACGAGAUGGAGCUGAGGACCAGGACCAUAGGAGUAGGAACAGCACGCGUGGACAAUGCGAAUAUUGGCAUUGCCGUCACGACGCUGCACGACAAGCCCGUGCGAGACUCGGGUGCUGGUGAAGAGAUGGCAGAGUUGGCGAGACUAUUCGCAGAUAACAGUAAGGAUUGGGGUACGGAGACGUCUCGUAGUGUGCGCACAAGUGUGACGACCAAUGAGACUCGCGCGAGCCGCCAUAAAAGCGAUUACUCAUGA